GUACAGCUGAAUAAUGACUUCCUUCAGUACGUUUCGGGUGAUUGCAAUUGCACUAUCUUCCUUCCUUGCCUGCAUUUAGCUUUCCGGUUACGUGCUCUAUUCGCGCUAUGACUUGGUUUCUGCUUAGAUGGUAAUAUACCUGGUACUUUUCAAGUCUACAGGUGGUUACUUACAAGGUUAUCACCAAGAUGCCGCUCCCGACACAUCUGAUCAUCGUAUGCUGCCACGCUAUUUACAUUGGGCCAGACAGCUUCAAUGAAUCAGAUUGGUUGAUUGAGCCGUUCCAGAAAGGUGAAACGGACACGUACAUUGCGCACGUCGAGGCUGGAGUCAAAGAGUUGGCGAAGGACGAGAAUGCGCUUUUGGUGUUUAGCGGUGGUGCGACGAAGAGGGAUCGUACGGAGAAGACUGAGGGGGAGGGGUACUUGAACGUCGCACUCGAAAGGAACCUGUUCGGCCUUGAGACGUCGCCGCCCAGCCUCCGUCAACGAAUGUUCGUCGACCGCUUCGCCACGGACUCGUAUCAGAAUGUACUAUGCUCACUGAUUCAAUUUCCUUUGUCCGUGGCGGAGUACCAGCGCCGCCUAUCUACGGAGGGCGGUGACGAUCCUGGACAUGUGUCAGCGGCAAUGGGGCCAAAAGUGGACGUGGUGUUCCCAUCGAAGUUGACGAUCAUAUCGCAUGAAUUCAAGCGCUCGAGGUCUCUGAAUCUACAUCUCCCGGCUAUGCGGUGGGGCGAGAACAGAGAAACGCACUACGUGGGAAUCAACCCGUCAUUCGACGCGGUAAAAAUGGCUGAGAUCGAGGUUGGGGAUCGAUUACGAGGUUACGGUGCAUGGGAGAAAGAUCUGUAUGGUGUGGGGGAGCUGUUGAGCCGGAAAAGGGCGGUCCGAGGGUGGGAGGGUGAGGUGUUUAGACUGGAGGUGCUUCAACGCUUAUCUCUGAGUGUCAGGGCAGAGGUGGAAGCGGUCGUUUUCUUUGAGGGCAAACAGGAUUUGACGGCGUUGUAUGACGGGAGGGUGCCCUGGGAGUAGGGCCGUCAGGAUGGUUGAGAAGAGAGGGAAUUGAGACACUAUUAAUCCAGAGGACAUCUGAACGAGGAGGUAUCAGGGAGGGAAGUAAUGAAUGGACAGUACCUGACGACAAGCAGUGUCGAACAUGAUCAUGAAUUCUCGCUUUUACAACUCAUACACAAUGUCUUCCAAUCAACCAAUCCAACACCAGAAUUCCAGCAUCGUCAGCACUCCUCACUCAUCAGCCUAGUCGGACUCAUCAGAUUCUUUGGUGUGGCAGAUCUGGCGGCUCCAGCGACGUUUUCCAGAGCCAUCUACAAUAAUGGGCGGAUAGAUCCAUUGCUCCCAAAU
Messenger RNA from Exophiala viscosa, 1364 nucleotides. RefSeq lists its product as uncharacterized. The record is from RefSeq and is a predicted model, not a curated record. Lineage: Eukaryota; Fungi; Ascomycota; Eurotiomycetes; Chaetothyriales; Herpotrichiellaceae. Gene Ontology annotation, cellular component: cytoplasm. The coding region runs from base 189 to 1034 and encodes 281 amino acids. The transcript has 2 exons.